Molecule: messenger RNA, 2268 nt
Organism: Oryza sativa Japonica Group (Japanese rice)
Lineage: Eukaryota; Viridiplantae; Streptophyta; Magnoliopsida; Poales; Poaceae
Product: sodium/hydrogen exchanger 1-like
Biological process (GO): potassium ion transmembrane transport; sodium ion import across plasma membrane; regulation of intracellular pH
Cellular component (GO): plasma membrane
Molecular function (GO): sodium:proton antiporter activity; potassium:proton antiporter activity
Source: RefSeq, a predicted model, not a curated record
AUAUACGGCUCAUCACGAACGCAUCCGAAAAAAAACUACGAAAAGAGAGAGAGAGAGAAGAGAGUUUUGUAGCGAGCUCGCGCGAAUGCGAAGCCAACCGAGAGAGGCAUUCACCAACGAGCAAGAGGGGAGUGGAUUGGUUGGUUAAAGCUCCGCAUCUUGCGGCGGAAAUCUCGCUCUCUUCUCUGCGGUGGGUGGCCGGAGAAGUCGCCGCCGGUGAGGCAUGGGGAUGGAGGUGGCGGCGGCGCGGCUGGGGGCUCUGUACACGACCUCCGACUACGCGUCGGUGGUGUCCAUCAACCUGUUCGUCGCGCUGCUCUGCGCCUGCAUCGUCCUCGGCCACCUCCUCGAGGAGAAUCGCUGGGUCAAUGAGUCCAUCACCGCGCUCAUCAUCGGGCUCUGCACCGGCGUGGUGAUCUUGCUGAUGACCAAAGGGAAGAGCUCGCACUUAUUCGUCUUCAGUGAGGAUCUCUUCUUCAUCUACCUCCUCCCUCCGAUCAUCUUCAAUGCAGGUUUUCAGGUAAAGAAAAAGCAAUUCUUCCGGAAUUUCAUGACGAUCACAUUAUUUGGAGCCGUCGGGACAAUGAUAUCCUUUUUCACAAUAUCUAUUGCUGCCAUUGCAAUAUUCAGCAGAAUGAACAUUGGAACGCUGGAUGUAGGAGAUUUUCUUGCAAUUGGAGCCAUCUUUUCUGCGACAGAUUCUGUCUGCACAUUGCAGGUCCUCAAUCAGGAUGAGACACCCUUUUUGUACAGUCUGGUAUUCGGUGAAGGUGUUGUGAACGAUGCUACAUCAAUUGUGCUUUUCAACGCACUACAGAACUUUGAUCUUGUCCACAUAGAUGCGGCUGUCGUUCUGAAAUUCUUGGGGAACUUCUUUUAUUUAUUUUUGUCGAGCACCUUCCUUGGAGUAUUUGCUGGAUUGCUCAGUGCAUACAUAAUCAAGAAGCUAUACAUUGGAAGGCAUUCUACUGACCGUGAGGUUGCCCUUAUGAUGCUCAUGGCUUACCUUUCAUAUAUGCUGGCUGAGUUGCUAGAUUUGAGCGGCAUUCUCACCGUAUUCUUCUGUGGUAUUGUAAUGUCACAUUACACUUGGCAUAACGUCACAGAGAGUUCAAGAGUUACAACAAAGCACGCAUUUGCAACUCUGUCCUUCAUUGCUGAGACUUUUCUCUUCCUGUAUGUUGGGAUGGAUGCAUUGGAUAUUGAAAAAUGGGAGUUUGCCAGUGACAGACCUGGCAAAUCCAUUGGGAUAAGCUCAAUUUUGCUAGGAUUGGUUCUGAUUGGAAGAGCUGCUUUUGUAUUCCCGCUGUCGUUCUUGUCGAACCUAACAAAGAAGGCACCGAAUGAAAAAAUAACCUGGAGACAGCAAGUUGUAAUAUGGUGGGCUGGGCUGAUGAGAGGAGCUGUGUCGAUUGCUCUUGCUUACAAUAAGUUUACAAGAUCUGGCCAUACUCAGCUGCACGGCAAUGCAAUAAUGAUCACCAGCACCAUCACUGUCGUUCUUUUUAGCACUAUGGUAUUUGGGAUGAUGACAAAGCCAUUGAUCAGGCUGCUGCUACCGGCCUCAGGCCAUCCUGUCACCUCUGAGCCUUCAUCACCAAAGUCCCUGCAUUCUCCUCUCCUGACAAGCAUGCAAGGUUCUGACCUCGAGAGUACAACCAACAUUGUGAGGCCUUCCAGCCUCCGGAUGCUCCUCACCAAGCCGACCCACACUGUCCACUACUACUGGCGCAAGUUCGACGACGCGCUGAUGCGACCGAUGUUUGGCGGGCGCGGGUUCGUGCCCUUCUCCCCUGGAUCACCAACCGAGCAGAGCCAUGGAGGAAGAUGAACAGUGCAAAGAAAUGAGAAUGGAAUGGUUGAUGAGGAGAAUACAUGUAAAAUGUGACAGCAAAAGAGAGAAGGCAAGUUUUGGGUUUGUAGAGUUUGGCUGCUGCUAAUGAGUUGUUGAUAGUGCCUAUAUUCUUCAGAACUUCAGAUGGUGCCUCACCAAGGCCUAAGAGCCAGGAGGACCUUCUGAUAAUGGUUCGGGAUGAUUGGUUUGUUCUGUCAGGAUGAACCCUAGUGAGUGACACAGGGUGAUGUGCUCCGACAACCUGUAAAUUUUGUAGAUUAACAGCCCCAUUUGUACCUGUCUACCAUCUUUAGUUGGCGGGUGUUCUUUCCUAGUUGCCACCCUGCAUGUAAAAUGAAAUUCUCCGCCAAAAUAGAUUUGUGUGUAUAAUAAUUUUGCUUGGUUGAUAUAAUGGUAUGGCAUGGUUUGCAAUA